Molecule: messenger RNA, 2369 nt
Organism: Apis dorsata (giant honeybee)
Lineage: Eukaryota; Metazoa; Arthropoda; Insecta; Hymenoptera; Apidae
Gene: side
Product: nephrin
Exons: 13
Coding region: 1-2358 (785 amino acids)
Molecular function (GO): protein binding
Source: RefSeq, a predicted model, not a curated record
AUGCGGCGCACGUCGGGACACGUGUUUCUGACAAGUUUGCUGAUACUACUUCGAGCACGUCGAGCGGACGCAGCUACCGAGGAUUCCCCCGAAUUCUCGAACAAAGGGUCUACGACUUUCGCUCUUACAGCGCCGCUCAGAUUGGUGUGGGCCAGCAAGGGGGAGGACGUGGAAUUGCCCUGCGACAUUACUCCACCGACCCCCAACGACUCCGUCAACAUGGUGCUCUGGUUCAAAGACACCGCGGGGAUACCUCUUUACAGCUUGGACGCGAGAAGCAGGGAUCUCGCUUCCGCCAUUCACUGGGCGGUCAGCGACGAUCUUGGAAAGAGGACCUACUUUCAAAUCGGCAACGGGCAUCAGGCAAAGUUGAAGGUGACCAAGGUCACGUACAAGGACCAGGGGAUCUUCAGGUGCAGGGUGGAUUUUGUAAAUUCUCCGACGAGAAACUUUCGCGUGAAUCUGACUCUCGUCGAGGAACCAUCCAGGCCUGUGAUAUACGAUGCUCAGGGGCGAGAGGUGACAGGGGUGGGCGGACCCUUCUUGGAAGGUUACAACCUCGUCUUAAUCUGCCAGGUGUCCGGAGGAAGGCCGAAGCCUACGGUUACGUGGUGGAUGGACGGCGAAAUAUUGGACGGCGUGGACGACACGCCGCACAUCGGCUCCCCGAGCAAAUUCACGGAGAACCAACUUUUCAUCGCGAACGUGACGAGAUCGUUGUGGGGAAAGAAGCUGGAGUGCAGGGCACAAUCGCCACCGAUGUCCGCCCCUAUCGUUCGUGAAGUCCCUCUCGACAUUUAUCUGAAACCGGCCCUCGUAAAGAUCGUUCUGACGGAGGACCAGAUCUACGCGAAUCGGCCGAUCACGGCACGUUGCGAGACAUGGGGGAGCUCGCCCGCGGCGAGGGUGGUGUGGAGGCUGGGCAGACAGGUGAUAGGCGACUCGAACGUGUCCACCACCCAGAGAAGCAAUUCCACGGUCAGCAAACUGCCUCUGAUCCUUGGCAGGGACGACAAUGGGAGGAAAUUAACUUGCAGGGCCGAGAAUCCCAGAUUUCCCGGCGGGAUCCUCGAGCAGACCGAGAUCGUGGACGUUGCCUACGGCCCGGUCGUGUCCAUCGAUCUGGCAACCGGUUACGUUCUGGACACGCUUAGGGAAGGAGACGAUCUGAAGCUCGUGUGCGACGUGGACAGCAACCCACCUCCGACCAGAAUCGUUUGGUAUCGCAAGGAUAAUCGAUUGGAGCACGAUGUGGCCGACGGAACGUUGAUAGCCUCGAACACGUUGACGUUGAGGGUGCUCACUCUGGCUCAUGCAGGCGAGUACUCGUGCGAGGCGAUCAAUUCCGUGGGAGAGGGUCGCAGCCCACCGAUCUCGGUCCGCAUGAAAUAUGCUCCGAGAUGCAGGGCGGGCCACGAGAGGCGCGAGGUCACAGCCGGUCGUUACGAAACGGUGUCGCUUCGCUGCGAGGUCGACUCGGUUCCCAAAGACGGUGUGAGAUUCUCGUGGACGUACAACGGGACGCUUGGUGACGUGUUGCCAAUGCCAAACUCGAAGGCUCGGAAUAACGGGCUCGUUAGCGUUCUCGAGUAUACCCCCACCGUCGACACCGACUUUGGAACUCUCGCCUGCUGGGCGAGCAACAGCGUCGGAAGACAAAGGACGCCUUGCAUAUUCAACAUCGUGGCUGGAAAGCCACCGCAGCCGCCGUCCGACUGCUCGCUCCACAACGAGACCACCUCCCUCCAAGUGAAUUGCGUCCCAGGCGCGGACGGCGGUACGCCGCAGUACUUUUUGCUCGAAGUUCGGGGGACGCCGAGGGACCCGACGGUGGGCGAGGCGCCGCCCAUAUACCAAGAGAGAAACCCGAGGCCGAGUUUCCAGAUACGUGGCCUCGACCCGGCCUUCGAUUACACUUUGUACGUGUACGCGGUGAACGGGCAGGGCAGAAGCGAGCCGCUCCUCUUGGAGAACGUGAGGGUCGGCGAGGUGAUGGUGGGCGAGAAGAUCGAGAGGAACGGCCUGUUCCUCGAGGAUCUGAAGAAAGCGCUGCCCAAGAGCAGCCCUGAGAACAUGAUCAUCGUGGUCGCGUUGACAGGUACAGGUGCGGUUGCUUUGAUCUUGAUCGGGAUCGGCGUGAUCAUCGGGCUGGCCAUCUGCAGGAGAAGGAGCGCAUUGCCGGUAAAAGAUGGGCCGGACGAUUUCACCAUCCCGACCUACGUUUCCGCUCAAAGGAUCGAGCCAAGGAUCAGAUACUCGGGCGACAGCAGGCGAUCUCAAAGAGCGAGCUUGUACAUCGAGGAAAAUCGAAACGAGCCUGACCUCCUGCAAAGGGUCGAGAUCGACGUACACGAUUAACGUUCGUUCUU